Bombina bombina (fire-bellied toad) is the source of this 1334-nucleotide messenger RNA. Its product is annotated as oocyte zinc finger protein XlCOF7.1-like. The record is from RefSeq and is a predicted model, not a curated record. The transcript has 8 exons. Gene Ontology annotation, biological process: negative regulation of transcription by RNA polymerase II. Gene Ontology annotation, molecular function: DNA-binding transcription repressor activity, RNA polymerase II-specific. The coding region runs from base 141 to 1334 and encodes 397 amino acids. NCBI's taxonomy places the organism in Eukaryota, Metazoa, Chordata, Amphibia, Anura, Bombinatoridae.
UCCUUUCGCCGGACUGGAUCUAGCCGCUACCAGGAGUGAUAACUAACGUUAACCGCUUAAGGGUGAGAGGAGAGCUGUGGGUGCAGAGAGAGGGGGUGUCACAUUUAUAGCAUCUGACUCAGUAACUGACAAAGGACAAGAUGAACAAAUACAGAAAGCAGAUAGCAGAGCAGUUCUUGAGUCAUGCCCUGGGCAUCAUCUGCCUGCUGACCGGAGAGGAAUACACCAUUGUGAAGAAGAGGCCCUUCCAGAGCAGCGUUCAACAGCUGAGCGGAGAGGUGCCUAUAAAGUGUGAUGAUGUUGCCGUUUAUUUCUCUAUGGAGGAGUUUGAGUAUAUAGAGGGACACAAGGAGCUUUACAAGGACGUCAUGAUGGAGACUCACCAAGCACUAAGGACUAUGGAGAUCCCAGGAAAUGAGAGCUCAGAAUUAACAGGUCACAGCGAUGAAAAUCUAGACACAGGAGCACAUAGAGAACUGGUACAGAAUAUUCAGCCAGUGGAGACCCCAUCAGUUGUCUCUGCAGGUGACAUUAAUACUGACGUAGAUGUUAAAACAGAAGAUAUGAGUGUAACGUGUCAGCUGGAAGCUCCAAUGCAGGAAAUGUGUGACAGUGACAAUGCAGAUGAAACCGAUGCUAACAUUUUAUGUAACACAGAACAAACAAAAGAUCAGGGGCUAAGUAAUAUGCCAGAAGCAGCAGAGCAGGAAGUAUGUGACAAUAUAAGUACAGGUGAAUUCACAAACUGCAAUAAUACUAGUCAUGGUCACAGUGCAGAUGCUUCUUUACAUCUUCUUCAAAAUCAACGCCACAUGGGAAAUUUAUGUUCUGAAUGUGGGAAAUGUUUUCUUAAGAAAUCUCAUCUUUAUAGACAUCUAAAAAUUCAUACAGUAAAAAGGCAAUUUUCCUGUUCUAUGUGUGGUAAAUGUUUCAACCAUAAAAGAAAUCUUGUUGUUCAUCAAAAAAUCCAUACAGGAGAAAAGCCAUUUUCCUGUUCUAUAUGUGGGAAAUGUUUUAACACUAAAACAAAUCUUGUUUCUCAUCAAAAAAUUCAUACAGGAGAAAAGCCAUUUUCCUGUUCUAUAUGCGGGAAAUGUUUUAAUUCUAAAACAAAUCUUGUUGCUCAUCAGAGAAUUCAUACAGGAGAAAAGCCAUUUUCCUGUUCUAUAUGUGGGAAAUGUUUUAACACUAAAACAAAUCUUGUUGCUCAUCAGAGAAUUCAUACAGGAGAAAAGGCAUUUUCAUGUUCUGACUGUGGGAAAUGUUUUAGUCAGAAAUCAAAUCUUAUUAGGCAUCAGAAAACUCAUACAGGGGAGAAAGUGUUUCCAUCUUAA